AGCCCACCCCCUGCCUCCCCGCCGCCGCUCGGUCUCGCUCACUCGCUGGCAGGCAGCGCCGGCAGGAUCAGGGCUGCGCGAGCGGGCAGCAGCAGCAUGCGUGCGGCGGCUGAGGCUGAGGGCGCGAGAGCCACGUAGGGCGCCCGGCCCGAACCUCCCCGCCGCCUGCCUCCUGCCCCCCUCACCAGCACCGUCGCGGCUCCCUCCGGGGACGCUGGGCGCCGACAGCCGCGUGCAUGACACUCCGAAAAGGAGAGAAAAUGACCAUAAGUAUCCAGGAGCACAUGGCUAUCGACGUCUGCCCCGGCCCCAUCAAACCCAUCAAGCAGAUCUCCGACUACUUCCCCCGCUUCCCUCGCGGGCUCCCCGCCGCCGUGGGCCGCAGCGGGGCCCUGCGCCCGGCCGUCAGCCAGCCCUCCGUCAGCCCCGCCGAGGCGCCCCGCGAGGAUGACGAGGACGUGGACCAGCUUUUCGGGGCGUAUGGCACGACGCCCGCCCAGCAGCCGGCCAAGUGCCCCCCACCCGAGGAGGCGGUGGACCCCGAGGGCUACGAGUCCGACGACUGCACCGCGCUGGGGACGCUGGAUUUCAGCUUGCUGUACGACCAGGAGAACAACGCUCUGCACUGCACCAUCAACAAAGCCAAGCUGCCAAAACUUGACUACAGAAAGGGCCUGAAGCCGAUGGACCAUAACGGUUUGGCCGACCCCUACGUCAAAUUGCACUUGCUUCCCGGAGCCAGCAAGGCGAAUAAACUACGAACCAAGACGCUGCGCAACACGCUGAACCCCACCUGGAACGAGACGCUCACCUACUACGGCAUCACCGACGAGGACAUGAUCCGCAAGACCCUGCGGAUCUCGGUGUGCGACGAGGACAAGUUCCGCCACAACGAGUUCAUCGGGGAGACGCGGAUCCCGCUGAAGAAACUGAAGCCCAACCAGACCAAAAACUUCAGCAUCUGCCUGGAGAAGCAGCUGCCGAUAGAUAAAACAGAGGACAAGUCGCUGGAGGAGCGCGGCCGGAUCCUCAUCUCCCUCAAGUACAGCUCGCAGAAGCAGGGCCUGCUGGUGGGCAUCAUCCGCUGCGCCCACCUGGCCGCCAUGGACGCCAAUGGCUACUCCGACCCCUACGUCAAAACCUACUUGAAACCGGACGAGGACAAGAAGUCGAAGCAUAAGACGGCAGUGAAGAAGAAGACACUGAACCCCGAAUUCAAUGAGGAGUUCUGCUAUGAGAUAAAGCAUGGCGACCUGGCCAAAAAGACCUUGGAAGUCACCGUGUGGGACUACGACAUUGGGAAAUCGAAUGACUUCAUAGGUGGAGUCGUGCUGGGAAUUAAUGCCAAAGGCGAGAGGCUGAAGCACUGGUUUGACUGCCUGAAAAACAAGGACAAGAAAAUCGAGCGCUGGCACACACUAACGAACGAGCUGCCAGGGGCCGUCCUCAGCGACUGAGCGCCCCGCGGACUGCUCGCCUCCACGGCGUCGGGCGGAGGGGAGCGAGGCACUGCUGCGAGGGAGAGGGGACAUCCCGUGCCACGCCGUGGGGACACGCUCCCCAGGGAGCAAGGCAGAGGCUCCUCGCUGUGCUCAGCGGGUCCCAGUCCCUAAGGCUUUUUCAGAAUGCCUCUCAGCACCCUUACACACACACACGCAUGCUCACGAGCAUGCACAGACACUCGUGCACACACACACACACACACUCUCUCAACACACACCUGCAUGCACUACAGUUCUGACUCCUCUCCCAACUCGUCGCUGUACUGACUGACCUUCCUGCUGCCUUGCAAUUCAGUGGCAAAAAUGAAUGCAUCAGUCUUCGUUCGUGUAUCUAAUAUGAGCAAAAAGGCGUCACUAAAACAUGGAACUACUUUAUCCAGGCGAUUGUGCCAUAUUUCUGGUGGUUUGUCAGUCUCUGUGGUUUGGGCCUAAACAGUCUUUUAUGCAUUUAAAGCUCCUCCGUCGGAAUGAUUGUGUUCUCUGAUAACCUAGGAAGACUUUGCUUCUCUUCCAGAAAUGUGCUUGUUCUCUCCUAUCACCCGUGCGGGUCAGCUGGCAGGCUGAGGGGCUGAGCACCUCUGCAGCCCCCCACAAACCCCCAGGGACAGCCUCAGCCCCAGCCGCCUCCCUGGGAGCUGUCGUGGGGAAUGAAAGCGGGGAAUAAAACAACGACACCGAGCAGGGCAGCCCCGGGCUGUGCCAGCUGCUCUUCUCCCCGUGCGCUGCUUCCUGGGAGCCUCAGCCCCUCUGUUUUUCCAGGAAAACCGGCUUUUAGGCUGGAUUUUUCUAUCACUUUUCCCUUCAUCUCCUUUCCCAGUGCAUGCCACUGCAUAGGAGCCAGGCAGUUUCCACUGCAUGCUGUCUGUGUGCCACAAGCUGAGCCUGUCUGCGAGGUGCUCAGCUCGGGCACAGCCGCCAGCUCACCCAAUUUGCUGCAGCAUGCACGGCUCCAGCCCAAAUUCCUGCAUAUGGCACGGGAAUACCAGGGCUGAGCUGUGUACAGCACCAGGUCUGAGUUGUCCUCUGCAUCCUGCCCUGCCGGCUCUCGUGCAAAACCCAGCGAGGCACUGACGGGUGAAAACUUUCUGCGAAAUGCUGCACCUUGCCAGAAAUUUCUGAAGCCUUUAAACUGCGACUCCUUCGGAAGAGCUGCUGUUCCGUUCGGUCUCAAUCUCUUACCUACAGCUUCUGAGCCGUGUAUCCGUGUGUGCGUGUGCGCGUGGGUGUUGACGACUUUUGGAAAGCAAUCAGACCUCCGUUUACUUUUCCAAGUUCCGACAGUGUUACACCUUGUUUGAUAUGGAAGGGGGGGGGGGGGGGCGGGAAAUGUUCAUAGGGUCUUUUUUAAUAACUUAAUAUUUGUAAUGCGUUCUACAGAUAUGCAUGGAUUUUAUUUGAAUGCCAGCAGCGUGUCCACGAGGAUGCUCCGGGUGAUCUGCCGCUGCUCCAGCACCGCGAUGCCUGCGGGCUGAUUUCGGGGUGCUGAGCCCCUGGGGGCGCAGGAGCGUCCACCUGCAACGUUGGCAGCAGUAAGCGACGGGUUCAAGCGCAUGUCGCUGUGAAACUGCCUUAUGGCUGCGGGGGAGCAGGACGUGGGGGUUCAUCACUUUGCACCGAAGCCUUUUCUAAGCGGACUGUCCGUGCAUCCCAGCUGCAUGCAGAGCGGUGGUCGUCGCGCCAGCCUUGUGAAAUGUUUGAUACCGAUGUUUUGCUACAAUGUGAAGGCUGCAGAAAUUGUCCUUACCUGCAUCCUAAAGGAAUUUUGUAUUUCAGUAUUAUCUAUCUGUGUACUUUUGGUCAGAUUUGUUAAUAUUUAUAACGAGAACCCGAAAUAAAAAGGGGGAAAAAAAAA
Messenger RNA from Anas platyrhynchos (mallard), 3354 nucleotides. It is a transcript of the gene DOC2B, whose product is annotated as double C2 domain beta. Lineage: Eukaryota; Metazoa; Chordata; Aves; Anseriformes; Anatidae. The record is from RefSeq and is a predicted model, not a curated record. Gene Ontology annotation, biological process: spontaneous neurotransmitter secretion; exocytosis; regulation of calcium ion-dependent exocytosis. Gene Ontology annotation, cellular component: membrane; synapse.